Aspergillus aculeatinus CBS 121060 is the source of this 2587-nucleotide messenger RNA. RefSeq lists its product as uncharacterized. The transcript is spliced from 6 exons. Bases 1 to 2271 code for a protein of 756 amino acids. Lineage: Eukaryota; Fungi; Ascomycota; Eurotiomycetes; Eurotiales; Aspergillaceae. The record is from RefSeq and is a predicted model, not a curated record. Gene Ontology annotation, cellular component: mitochondrion. Gene Ontology annotation, molecular function: metal ion binding; superoxide dismutase activity. Gene Ontology annotation, biological process: superoxide metabolic process.
AUGGCUGCUUCUCUCGUCCGCAACACUGCCCGCUCUGCCCUCCGCAACGGAGCUUCGGCUACCAGAGCUGCCGGCAGCUUGACCUUUGCCCGCGGCAAGGCUACUUUGCCUGACUUGGCUUACGACUACGGUGCUCUGGAGCCCUCCAUCUCCGGCAAGAUCAUGGAGCUCCACCACAAGAACCACCACCAGACCUACGUCAACAGCUACAACACUGCCAUCGAGCAGCUCCAGGAGGCUCAGCACAAGGGCGACAUCGCCGCUCAGAUCGCCCUGAAGCCCUUGAUCAACUUCCACGGUGGUGGUCACAUCAACCACACCCUCUUCUGGGAGAACCUGGCUCCCAAGAGCGCUGGUGGUGGUGAGCCCCCUGCUGGUGCUCUGUCCAAGGCCAUCGACGAGAGCUUCGGCAGCCUGGACGAGUUCAAGACCAAGAUGAACGGUGCUCUCGCCGGUAUCCAGGGUAGCGGCUGGGCCUGGCUCGUCAAGGACAAGCAGACCGGCAACAUCGGCAUCAAGACCUAUGCUGACAGAACCAGGACGCCGUCGUCGGUCAGUUCCAGCCCCUGCUGGGUAUUGAUGCUUGGGAGCACGCCUACUACCUCCAAUACCAGAACCGCAAGGCCGAGUACUUCUCGGCCAUCUGGGACGUCAUCAACUGGAAGGCCGUGGAGAAGCGCUUCUCGGCGUAAGUGUAAUGCAACCCGCUUUUGUCUCAUCUCCAAACUUCCGUCCCCUGCAUCUUCUGGCAACCUCCUUUCCUUGCCUCUUUCUUCUUUCUACUCCCUGUCAAUUACAUUGACAAUGUCAGCCGAGAGUCCCGGCGAGAAGAAAAGUGGCAUCCGGGCCUUCUUUGCCCACGCCCUCCGGCCCAAGAAAUCCCGUCAAGUCCUCCGCAAGGGCUAUAGCGCAUCAACGCCGGACCUACGAGGGGCAGCCGGCCUGCACCGACCCAGCACCACGAGCGAAGAUGUGCCGCCACUACCUUCCCUGGCGCCAUUGGAGGCCCAUCGGCUGAAAUACCGGGAACUCAACGCCAACAAAGACUCCCAGCUCGGUGAAAACCGCGACCAUACCGCCAUCCUCCACACGAUCGGCGACCAGGACUUCAACCGCCACGACCCCUAUGGCCUCGAAGGCGAAUAUGACAACCGGGCCCCCGGAGAGCCACACAUCGCCAGCCUACCCUCACAGCUCUGGGUACACCUCGCAACGAACUACCUCACGCCGGCCGACACGGCCAGCCUGGCCUUCUCCAGCAAAACGCUUCACCAACGCCUGGAACCGCUGGACCCGUUCCACGCCCUCUCCCUCCCCUCCAACCACACCCAGCGCAUCAACUUCCUGACCACCCAAGACCGCCACCUGCCCGACCACCUCCUCUGCAUCCCCUGCGCCCGCUUCCACCGCCGCACGCACCCAGGCCACGAGAAGCUCCAACCCGCCGACACCCUGAACCCUCUCUUCACGUGCCCGGAAGCGCGCAACCCGCUCAACCCGCCGCCGCGGCACCGCAUCACGCACAACCGCACCCUCCCCUACACCUUCGUGCAGCUCGCGAUGCGGGCGCACCGCUUCGGCUCGGAGUACGGGAUCCCGUUCGCGGCGCUGUCACGCCGCUGGCGCCGCACGGAGUGGUCGCACCAGACGCGGUUCCAGGUGCACAACAACCACCUCCUGAUGCGGGUGACGUCGACGCGGUUCGCGGACCCGGGCCUGCCGCCGUCGACGGUGCGGCUCCUCCUGUACUCGCGCGAGGACUACGUGCCCUACUUCUCCGUGUGCGCCCACUGGCGCGACGGCAACCUGAUGGCCGCCUGCAAGUGCGCCCUCUCGCACAUCCCCGUGCCGCGCGAGACCGCCGCCCUGCAGGGGCUCGAGCACCGCGCCAAGGACCUCCUGCACCGCCGCGUCCACAACCCCAACGCCCUCACCACCCUCUGCGGCAAGUGCCGCCCCAUGCGCCGCUGCCCCGAGUGCCCCUCCGAGUACCUCAUCGAGGUCAAGCUGACCGAGGACCGCUCCGAGGGCCCCGCCCACACCCUGCGCUUCCGGCAUGCCAUCGUCGUCACCCGCUGGUGUGAUCUGGGCGAUGGCUCGGCGCCCUCGCGCUCCCGCGAAAUCUACGACUCCUUCAAGGAGAUAGGCAAGCGGUCCAUCUCCGGGACCUUCGAGAGCAUGAUCACCGAUGAUACCCUUCCGGGCCAGCGGGUCAUCUCGAUGAACCCGUCCGGCAAGAAGUUGGGCGAGGAGGGGAAUUCCUGGUAUUGAAACCGUUUCCGUGCAGCCUCCCUCCUCUGUCCGGGGAUUCGUGGUGGUUGGCCGUCGGUUGGAUUAGGCAGAGUGUUUUUUGGGACUGGGCGUCUGCGUAUUAUCGGACUCCGGGAUAAUGGAGUUGGGUGGGAUUGUUUGGUUGGUUUGGAGUAUUUGCAUCAUGUUGUCAUUGCAAUUGAAGGUUGCAAUUUUUAUAGACUGUUCCUAAUCGGUGCGAAAAUCCGAUAGGCCCAGCCCUCAGAGAGUUUGGAUUUUCACUGUGCGUAUGUAGUGGAAGAGCCUAAUUUAAUUCAACUGCGAUCGGCCUCGCAGU